Colias croceus (clouded yellow) is the source of this 4132-nucleotide messenger RNA. It is a transcript of the gene Dap160, whose product is annotated as intersectin-1-like. Gene Ontology annotation, molecular function: molecular adaptor activity; protein binding; calcium ion binding. Gene Ontology annotation, cellular component: intracellular vesicle; plasma membrane; clathrin-coated pit. The transcript is spliced from 29 exons. NCBI's taxonomy places the organism in Eukaryota, Metazoa, Arthropoda, Insecta, Lepidoptera, Pieridae. The coding region runs from base 102 to 3896 and encodes 1264 amino acids. Gene Ontology annotation, biological process: endosomal transport; clathrin-dependent synaptic vesicle endocytosis. The record is from RefSeq and is a predicted model, not a curated record.
UACAGAUUCGAGAAAGCCCAGAUUCCAGAAUUUCUCUUUAAAAUUUUUAAAAAGUGUUAAAAGGGGCGUUUUUGUUGUUACAAGAGGAUACAGAAUAAACUAUGGCGGCCGAUCCCUGGACAAUUCUACCGCAUGAGCAUGCAAAGUUUGCGGAGCAUUUCCGCAAUUUGGGGCCCGUCAAUGGGAUCCUUACUGGGGAACAAGCGAAACGAUUCAUGCUGCAGUCUCAACUGCCGCCACCAAUAUUGGGGCAGAUCUGGACGUUAGCAGACACCAAUGCUGAUGGGAAAUUGGAUUUGAAAGAGUUUUCUAUCGCUUGCAAGAUAAUCAAUUUAAAACUACGCGGCAUCGAAAUACCGAAGGGCCUUCCGCCAUCUUUACUUGCCUCUCUCAGUCCAACUGGGCCAAAACAAAACUUCCCCCCUCCAAAACCCCCAGUCCCACCAAUGCCAGCAACCCAACCCCUUAUAUCCGGUUUGUCCCCAUCUCAAUCGCUCCUCGGAGAUAUGUCCCUUGGCCCAAAACCGGUCCCAGAUCUGAUAUCGGGGGUCAAACCAACCCCACCUUUACCCCCGCAACCCCUGAUUAACCAGCAACCCCUGAUGAAUCAACCCCUAGUGGGUAUAACUCAGUCAUCUCAACCCCUCAUGUCAAAUCAACCUCUCAUGUCGAAUCAACCCCUAAUGACAAGUCAACCCCUCAUGUCAAAUCAACCCCUAAUGACAAAUCAACCACCUAUGUCAUCACAACCCCUUAUGUCAAAUCAACCCCUGAUGACAAGUCAACCACUUAUGUCAUCGCAACCGCUUGUAAACACAAGCCAGCCAAUUAUACCACCAAUGCCGAUGACGUCACAACCCCUAAUGACGUCACAGCCCCUUAUGACGUCACAACCCAUGAUGACGUCACAGCCCAUGAUGCCGUCACAGCCUCUAAUGACGUCACAGCCGCUUAUUUCGUCGUCCCAACCCCUAAUACCAACUUCGCAACCGUUAAUGUCGACAUCGCUUGCCCAAACUGUGCCAAUGUCGCAAUCCUUGAUAAGCUCAGCUCCAAUCAUGAGCCAACCUGUGGUCCAACCCUUGGCCCAACCUCCAGUUGUACCAUUGGCUCAACCGACACCACCACUAGCCCAACCGGUGGCCCAACCUUCGCCACUACCGCAGCUCGGCCAAUCGCCAACAAUGGCCAAUCCGCCGCUAGCGAUGGGCCAACCCCUCCCAUCAGGUACAACGGUGGCAUCUAUAGUUAGUCCACCGAAGAAUGGAACACCAAGUGUAGUAGGUUCGAUUCCCGGUCAACCAAUUACGUCUACGCCUAUUACGGCGGUCAAAAGCGAGUCGUUUUCUAAGCCUGGGUCUGUAGUGACAAGUCCUACAGACGUGCCUAUGGGUGUGGUCAGUCCACCCCCCGUGGAGUGGAAUAUACCACAACAGCAGAAGUUGAAAUACACACAACUCUUCAACGCAACAGACAAGGCCAAAUCUGGUUCAGUCUCAGGCGCUCAAGCCAGGUCCAUAAUGUUACAGUCGAGACUACCCCAACAAACAUUGGCCCAAAUAUGGGCGUUGGCGGAUUUGGACUGUGACGGGAAGUUGGGUUGCGAAGAGUUCGUGUUAGCGAUGUAUUUGUGUGAGCGAGCGACGCAAGGCGAAGCCCCGCCGGCUAAACUGCCGCCGGAAAUGAUACCGCCCACUUUUAGACGUGAUUCAGUCACAAGUAACACAAGCGCUAAAUCAUACGAAGAGAGAAGGAAAGAGAACUUGGCGAGAGGACAGGCGGAGUUGGAGAGAAGACGGUCGCAAUUGGCUGAUGUACAGAUGAAGGAGAAGGAGGAAGAGGCGGAAAGAGAACGGAAAGAGAGAGAAGAAGCAGAGAAGAAAGAGAAGAUGCGACUCGAAGCGCAGAAGAAGGAACAAGAAGAGUUGCUGAGGAAACAGAAAGAAGAACAGGAAAAACGUGAAGCGGCUAGAAAAGAGAUGGAAAGACAAUGUCAAUUGGAGUGGGAGAAGAAGAGAACGCGGGAACUAGAAUCACUCCGUACAGAGGAGCAAAGCAAAGUGCUCAGUCUGAAAGCUCGCAGCCAAGCGCUUUCCGGCGAACUUGGCGCAGUCAACCUCAGAGCUGGGAACUUGGCCAAGGAUAUAAGGGAGACUCGCACUGCAGUGGCUACAGCCAAGUGCACUAUAGACGCUAUGCGGUCAGACAGAGACGCAAAUAUGUCCGAAAUGCAACAACUUAAGGCUAGAGUGAAGGAAUUGAACGCGAAGCAAAUUGCGUUGAACAAAGAGAAAGCUGAUUUGGACGCUAAGGCGAAAGCAUCAGAAGGCGCCGGUGAAGAUGGAAAAUUGAGCAUGAUGGAGGUUACAUUGAAACAACUUCGUGAAAAGGUCGAAGCAGCGAAAGCAAUAGUCGAUUCCAAGCGUUCCGACCUUGAAACGAACAAACAACAACUCGCCGAUCUAUCAGCGAACGUGGAACAACUCAUCGAAAAGUGUAGCGCCGUUUGGCAGUUGUAUGAAGCGAAGCGAAGCGAAUACGAAGCUAGUAGGAGCACUGCACCUGCUGAAGCUGCGUGGGGUUCUGACGCAGCAUGGGGUACGAAUGAAGAAGCAUGGGCAGCACCGGCCACUGCUGAUUGGGGUGACGCUGAACCCACUACUGCAACGGAAGCGGUGACGUCACAAGCGAAUCCAAGAUGGCGGUGCGUGUACGAAUUCGCCGCGAGAACUGUUGACGAGAUGAGCUUACAGCCGGGAGAUUUGGUAUUCGAAGCCGAAGCCCCGCGGGGUGUCGCAGAGCCCGGAUGGAAAUGGGGCUCCGCUAGAGGUCGAACCGGCUGGUUCCCGGAGUCUUACGUGGAAGAUUUGACAACUGCGCCCUCUGUGUACACAGAAACAUUAGAGCCUGUGGAAAAUAAGACACAAUUGGAGGGUAUAGCGGAAGUGCCAGAGCCGGAAAUAGCAAGCGAUUUGGGCGGAGCCAUGCCUGCAGUUGAAGGCGGAGACUUCUACAUAGCCGCGUAUCCAUACGCUUCAACUGAACCCGGGGAUUUAACAUUCGAGGCCGGAGAGAGAAUAGAGGUGAUACGGAGAGAUGGGGACUGGUGGACCGGCAGGAUUGGCGUGCGAACCGGCAUAUUCCCGUCAAACUACGUGACAAAAGACACGACGACGGGCGAUGAGCUCAUGUCAGCGAUACCGGAGGCCCGGGAGCCCGAACCGGAGCCCCAAGUCGAGGUGCAAGCUGUGGAGCCCCAACCGGAGCCCGAGAUACCGCGGGAGCCCCCGGUGCAGUCUGUGGCGGAGCCCCAACAUGAACCCGUGGACAUAAUGAGGGAGGAACAAAAAUCGUCCACACCCAUAUCAUCAGAAGUGGCCAAUAUAACAGACAGUGUUAGGCCUUCGUCGGCCAUGAGACGGGACUCCGGUCGGGACUCCGCUGCCGGCAGACGGGCUAAGGAAGUCGCACAGGCACUUGCCAAUUAUACGGCCACUAGCGCUGAACAACUCUCCCUAAUGAAGGGUCAGCUUCUAAUCGUCCGCAAAAAGGCAGAUAGCGGGUGGUGGGAGGGGGAGUUACAGGCAAAGGGUCGAAACCGGCAAAGUGGCUGGUUCCCGGCUAGCUAUGUCAAGGUGUUACAAUCGUCUGGACGCACUUCAGGUCGGACUACGCCCGUUUCGUCCAAAAUGGACGCAUUGCCCGCGGAAACUGUCAUCGAUAAGGUGAUAGCCCUUUACCCGUACACGGCACAAAAUGCUGACGAAUUGAGUUUUGAGAAGGACGAUAUCAUAGCUGUUACCGACCGCAGUCAGGAUCCGGACUGGUGGCAAGGCGAGCUACGAGGCAUGACGGGUCUGUUUCCAAGCAACUACGUGACGAAAUUAGUGAAUUAAACUAUUAAUAUUAUAUUAAUUAUAAUAUUUAUUUAGAAAUCACUUCGCUUUCUGUCAUUGUCAUGUUAAAAAUAAUUAAUUUAGCUUGAAUAAAAAUAUGCUGUUUUAGUGCUCUAGUAAAUUAUAGAUCAUCUAAAAAAUGAAUUUGAAGUUAAUAAUAAAAAAAAGUUGUGUGGUUUUAUGAAACCACGGUAAAAGUGAAACUUUUUUUCACACUAUAGACAUUUAACUAAAAA